This is a messenger RNA of Myripristis murdjan (pinecone soldierfish), 1962 nucleotides long. RefSeq names its product histone-binding protein RBBP4. The record is from RefSeq and is a predicted model, not a curated record. The coding region runs from base 143 to 1417 and encodes 424 amino acids. Lineage: Eukaryota; Metazoa; Chordata; Actinopteri; Holocentriformes; Holocentridae. The transcript is spliced from 11 exons. Gene Ontology annotation, molecular function: protein binding.
UUCCGGGCGGUUUUGACGACCGCUGAUUGGCUAAGCGCGUUCCACGGAGUUGGCGCCAUAGCAGGGCUUCGCGCUGUCUCUCCGCAACGCUGUCUCUAAAACUAUCACUCUGCUCCUGAAUUAGCGGUUUAGCUGCGACGCCAUGGCUGAUAAAGAAGCCGCAUUUGAUGAUGCCGUGGAGGAGAGGGUGAUCAAUGAGGAGUACAAGAUCUGGAAGAAGAACACCCCCUUCCUGUAUGAUCUGGUCAUGACCCACGCCCUGGAGUGGCCCAGCCUCACCGCCCAGUGGCUGCCCGAUGUCACCAGACCAGAGGGAAAAGACUACAGCGUGCACAGGCUGGUUCUCGGCACACACACCUCGGAUGAGCAGAACCACCUGGUUAUUGCCAGCGUCCAGCUUCCAAACGAUGAUGCCCAGUUUGACGCCUCACACUAUGACAGUGAGAAAGGAGAGUUUGGAGGCUUUGGAUCUGUGAGCGGUAAGAUAGAGAUUGAGAUCAAGAUCAACCAUGAGGGAGAAGUGAACAGAGCCCGCUACAUGCCCCAGAACCCCUGUAUCAUCGCCACCAAGACCCCCACCAGCGACGUGCUGGUGUUCGAUUACACAAAGCACCCCUCCAAGCCAGAUCCCUCAGGAGAGUGUACACCAGACCUGCGCCUGAGAGGCCACCAGAAGGAGGGCUACGGCCUCUCCUGGAACCCAAACCUCAGUGGUUGCCUCCUGAGUGCUUCUGAUGACCAUACCAUCUGCCUGUGGGAUAUCAGCACAGUGCCCAAGGAGGGUAAGAUUGUGGACGCCAAGACCAUUUUCACUGGCCACACCGCUGUGGUGGAGGACGUCUCCUGGCACCUGCUGCACGAGUCGCUCUUUGGGUCUGUGGCCGACGACCAGAAACUCAUGAUUUGGGACACACGGUCCAACAACACCUCCAAGCCCAGCCAUGCGGUGGACGCCCACACCGCUGAGGUCAACUGCCUGUCCUUCAAUCCCUACAGCGAGUUCAUUCUGGCCACCGGCUCUGCAGACAAGACUGUGGCUCUAUGGGACCUGAGGAACCUGAAACUGAAGCUUCACUCCUUUGAGUCUCACAAAGACGAGAUCUUCCAGGUCCAGUGGUCUCCCCAUAACGAAACCAUCCUGGCCUCCAGCGGCACAGACAGGCGGCUCAACGUCUGGGACCUCAGUAAAAUCGGAGAGGAGCAGUCACCAGAAGAUGCUGAAGACGGCCCUCCUGAGCUGCUGUUCAUCCAUGGCGGACACACAGCGAAGAUCUCCGACUUCUCCUGGAACCCCAACGAGCCGUGGGUCAUUUGCUCUGUGUCAGAAGACAACAUCAUGCAAGUCUGGCAGAUGGCUGAAAAUAUCUACAACGACGAGGACCCAGAGGGCGCUGCAGAUUCGGAGGUCCAGGCAUGAGCAGGACCAUUCGUUCACUCUUCGCAUCUCUUCCUUCGACCUCCUCAUUAAAAAUGGAUCCAUUUUCUAAUGCUGGACACACAUGUCCUGUGUCUUUUUAAAUUACAUUUUGCAGCAGUGUUUUUGUAGAAAAUUAAAGAGAAAGACAUGCUGCAUUGUAAUCCCGGUAUGUCAUGUAUUUAUAAAAGGACAGUAUUGGUCAGAUUUUAGGUCUUUACAUUUUUGAAACCCAUUUCUCAACUUUUGAUUGACAGGAACAAACAUCACAGAUCUACCAGUAGUCCACAUUUGCAUUUUGAUUGUGUGCUUUCAUCUUUAUGAAUUAGUUGGUUACACCCAUUCAUAGACAUUUCUACAGAGAUCCAUUUUUAUAAAAAAUGUACAUAGGUUUUCAUUUUAUUUGCUUGAUAUAGUAUGAAUUUUCCAAUUUGCAUGUCAUGUCCCUGUGUUUUCUUUUCCCUCUGCAUUUUUAUUUUUCUGCGCUGCAUCUGAUUUUCUCAUGCUCUUUGUAAGUGUAUUCAUAAUAAAAUUAUAUUUACAGUAGA